AUGGGAACUUGGGACUGCCUCGGGCGAUUUUAUAGAGAAGGAAUGUGGAAGGGGUUUCACUAUUACUGGCAUGUGAAACAGCAAGGCAUAUGCUUACAAGAUGCUGAGUCUCUUUGCUAUAAAUGGGGAACCACAAGCAAUGGGAAGGGGUUGCAAGAACAGUCCGGUAGUGAAGACACCUGUCAAUCCGGGGCCGCUGCCUCCGGGAGUGCUGCGAGAGCAAUGUUUAUAACAAAGGAGACAUGCCAUCAGAGCCAUACUGCUGAUGCCAUUAAUGCUAUGUUAAAUGAGAAGUACGUUCCACAUGUUAGAUAUACGUUGCAGUUUCAAGAAUCCUUUGGUUGCUGGAACAAUUUCAUUGUUCAGAUCCCAGUGAGUUUGCAAGUGGCCUUGUUGGGCAUGUAUGGUGCAGAAGAUUGGAAAAACAAACUGAAGAGGAGUGAGCAAUCUCAACAGGGUUUGUGCAUAAUUGACAAGGGUGAGCGACAAGUAAUAGUGUUGGGAAAUUACAUGGAGGAACUACAAGAAGAAAUGAAAUUUGAUGGAGUUUCUUUUAGAGCUCAGACUAAAUCAUCGUUACCUUACUACGUGAGUUAUCAACAAAAGCCAGAUUCCGCAGCAAGAAAAGUUCAGAAGAAUUUGGGGUCAAGCAAUAGACCUUUCAGUUCUUACAAACAAUCAUUGAAGAUGCCAGAAAGCCCUAACCAGACUAUGGAGUUUUUGUGUAGAUCGUGGAGCCCUUCUGCCUCUGACUUCCUAGACCUAUUUCCAUCAAGUAACUUCUUGUUGCCGGAAAGUGUCAAAGAUGAGACAGAGGAGCGUGAAGAAGAAGGGGUAGGGGAAAAACUGAAGGAGGAGUAUGAGAAAGAAAGAACAGAGGAAACACUGAAGAACACUGCACAAAGGAACAGAAUCAUAGCCAGAAAGGGAAAAAACUAUAGAAUGGACUUGAAUCAUAUGAUGGAAUGGCUAAAAGGCAAAUCACUAACUAGCUUAUUAAGAUCACAUAGAGAAAAGAAAAAAGAGGAAAUGCGAUUCCAAACAGCCAAGUUACACGCCGCCCUUUCUCUCACCCGGCUUGCUGCAGCAAUUGCUGGCUUUUCUACCAAUGUAAGCAUAGAUAUCCAAGACACUAAUCACUUUGAUUGUGGAGGAACUGGAGAUUGGAACCAGGACAAAGGUGUUGUAGUUGCCUCGGCUGCAGCAUUGAUGACCACGGUAUGUGCUGAGGCUGCAGAAUCUCUGGGAGCACAGAGAUCCCAAGUUGCCUGUGCUGUAAACUCAGGCCUGGCCAUCCAAACUCCAACAGACAUGAUCACAGUGACAGCUACUGCCGCAACAUGUUUAAGAGGAGCUGCAGCACUCAAAUCAAGAGCCUUGGCAGACUCCUACUCUCCAAGGAGCCAAGACAUACUGAAAGUAGGUGCUCAAAUAUGCAUAAUCAUGCCCUCUGGUCAAAAAGAAUACAAAUUGGUCAACAUUUAUCUCAAGUACGAUCAGCUCACAUUGAGCUUCAGAAAGAAGUAUUUGGGAGGUGCCCUAACAACUUCAAAGCAAUAUAAAGUAAUCAACAUUACAGAGGAACCCAAGGCGGGCCAAGGCAGCUUCCUUCUCAGCUUGAAAACUGAUAAAGGUAUUAUCAGGCUGCUGUUUGAAGAUGAAAAGCAAUCUACUAUUUGGAAAACAACCAUUUCCAAUCUCUUAAAGAUCUGCAACCCUCGGUGA
Messenger RNA from Ilex paraguariensis (yerba mate), 1725 nucleotides. NCBI's taxonomy places the organism in Eukaryota, Viridiplantae, Streptophyta, Magnoliopsida, Aquifoliales, Aquifoliaceae. The record is from the annotation of a GenBank genome assembly.